AUGGUCUACCAGGAAGAUAAAGUCAUUGCGAUGAUCCCUAGGUCAGUGAUCUCCCUACACCCUCCAUGGACCACUGUUUUCCAGGGAGAGAAAGUGAAUCUGCUCUGCAAUGAAUUUAACCUCAAUGCAGCAGAGAAAACCAUCUGGUUCCAUUGGUACCUUGGGAAAGAAAUACAGAGAGAAACCACAGGAAAUACCCUCAAAGUUUAUGACUCUGGAGAGUACAGAUGUCAGACUCCAGGAUCACUCCCAAGUAACUAUGUGAAUUUGCACUUCUCUCCAGGCCUCUUCAUCCUUCAGGCCCCACAGGCUGUGUUUGAAGGUGACAUGAUGUCUCUGAGAUGCCAGAAGAGGAGGGGAAAGGAGAAGCUGACUGCUGUGCAGUACAUCUGGAAUAAGAAAGUAAUUUUUAGUUCUAACAAGAGUUUGGACCUUGUGAUACCACAAGCAAGUCUGAAUCACAGUGGUUCUUACCAAUGCAUAGGGACACUGGAUAAAACAUUAAAAUAUAGAUCAAAUAAAAACGUCAUUCACAUUAAAGAGCUUUUUCCACGACCACAGUUGAAAGCCACAAACCCCCAGCCUAUGGAGGGGAGUUCUGUGACACUGAGCUGUGAAACACAGCUUCCUCGGGAGCGCCAAGGGACUCCACUUCACUUUAUCUUCUUCAGAGAUGAUAGGGUCAUCCUAUCAAAUUGGAGCAGGUCCCCAGAGUUUCAGAUCACAGGCAUCUGGAGAGAAGAUUCUGGGGUGUACUGGUGCAUUGCAGCAAUGGAGACCGGAAGUGUCCGCAAGCACAGCCUCCCACUGCAGAUGCAUGUACAGAGGGUCCCGGUAUCUGGCGUGGUUCUGCAGAUCCAGCCCCCAGGGGGUCAGGCGUUGGAAGGGCAGCCACUGGUUCUUGUCUGCUCAGUGGUGGAAGGCACAGGGUGCACCACCUUCUCCUGGCACAGAGCAGGCAUCCACCAGAUUCUGGGGAGGAAGAGUGAGCGCUCCCAGAGGGCAGAGCUGGAGAUCCCCAUUGUAGGGGAGAGUCACACUGGAGGUUACUACUGCACAACAGACAAUGGCCAGGGCCCAAUCCAGAGCAAGGUCCUGAACAUCACUGUGAGGGGUACUCCAUGGAAAGGUGGCUUUAUUCCUGCAGGCACCUCACUGGGGCUACUCAUUUUCCUUCUCCUAGCCCUAGCUUUGCUGUUUUACUGCUGGCAUCAGAGAAAGUCAGGAAAUGGUUUUCUGGGGGAAAUAAGCAGGAUCCCCCCCUCACCAGUCUAUGAAGAACCCCCUCAUCAUGUGUGUCUUGACCCAGUAGGACUGAAGUUGUUAUAUGGCAAUGUGAACCCCAAUGGGGAAGACCUGGCAUAUUCUGAGGUCCAAAUUGUUCAACUGAGAGAUGAAAGAGAAGGUCGAUCUACACCUCCAGAAGAGGCGUGUUUUACCUCCACAGUUGUUAACUUUGGAACAUCUCUAGAGGACUUGCAUCCCUCAGUUGUAUACUCUGAGGUGAAGACACAACCUCCAGAUGGUUCAUCAGGAAAGUCUUUUGUCCUAGAGCUGUUUCCACCUCCUGUGGUGACAAUCAGUCCCGCCCAGCCCACUGAGGGGAGUCCAAUGAUUCUGAGAUGUGAGACCAGUCUCCCUCCAUGGAAGUCACAUGUUCAACUUUUGUUCUGCUUCUUCAAAAACAAAUGGAACAUGAAGUCAGAAUGGAGCAGUUCUCCAGAAAUCCAGAUUAUUGCUGUGUGGAGCAAAUCCCCAUUAUAUUACUGGUGUGAGGCCCACAGAGAAGCCUUCAGCAUCUCGAAGAUGAGCCAGAAGUAUUACAUACAGGUGCAGAGAAUUUUUGCCACCGUCGAAAUUAAUACCCGCCUGGACUUAAAGCUUGUGUCUGAAGGGCAGUCUUCAUCUGUGCAGUCAGUGGAGGCCCAGAGCCUAUCAACAACUACUGUCCCUGUAUCCAUUUCUGUCUUCACCUUGAGAACUCCUGGGGCCCAGACACUUGAGGGAAGUGUGGUGACCCUGGACUGCCAAGUUCAGAAAGGCUCUCUUCCCAUCCACUACCAAUUUUUUCAGGAAGGUAUACUUCUUAAGAACCUAGAAGUCUCUUGGUCGAGAAUAAGCACCUUCAGCUUUCCUGUGACUGCAGAGCACUCAGGGAGCUAUUACUGUUCAGCUGACAAUGGCUUGGGGUCGCAGCUCAGCAAGGCCUGGCAUCUCUCUAUCACAGUCCCUGUGACCACUCCGAUUCUCAUGGUGAGAACUCCUCGGACCCAGACUCUCGAGGGAGAUGUGGUGACCCUCAACUGCCAAACUCAGAGAGGCUUGCCUCCCAUUCACUACCAUUUUUAUCAUGAAGGUGUAACCCUGUGGAGCACCUCAAUUCUUUCCGGAGAAGGAGCUACCUUCACUUUCUCUCUGACCACAGAACAUUCUGGGAACUACUACUGCACAGCCAACAAUGGUUUUGGUAUCCAGCACAGUGAAACUGUGAGCCUGUCAGUUGCUGUUCCAGUGUCCCAGCCUGCCCUCACUUUCAGGGCUCCAGGAUCCCAGGAUGUGGUGGGGGACAGAGUAGAGCUUCACUGUGAGGCCCAGAGAGGCUCUCCCCCCAUCCUGUACUGGUUUUACCAUGAGAAUGUCACCCUAGGGAGCAGCUCAGCACCCUCUGGAGGAGGAGUGUCCAUCAAAGUCUCUCUGACUGCAGAACAUUCUGGAAACUAUUCCUGCAAGGCUGAAAAUAGUGUGGGAACACAACACAGUGACAGGAUAAUCCUCAGUGUCACAGGUGAUGUAAUAUACACAGAAAUCUGCAAGGGUCCAGUGAAAAAUAAGCAUGCAGUUACUUUAGGUCCAGAUUGGAGCCCAGGUUCCCUGUCCUUCAUCUCUACUGACCCUGAACUGUACACAGGUUCUACUGUGGCUAUAGACCAGCAAGCUGACCUUGGUGUUGGGUACACUGAUCUCAGCUUCUGGGGAAUCAUCCCAUUGUAA
This is a messenger RNA of Erinaceus europaeus (western European hedgehog), 2991 nucleotides long. RefSeq names its product titin-like. The record is from RefSeq and is a predicted model, not a curated record. Gene Ontology annotation, biological process: cell surface receptor signaling pathway. The transcript has 18 exons. Bases 1 to 2991 code for a protein of 996 amino acids. NCBI's taxonomy places the organism in Eukaryota, Metazoa, Chordata, Mammalia, Eulipotyphla, Erinaceidae. Gene Ontology annotation, molecular function: transmembrane signaling receptor activity.